Messenger RNA from Vespa velutina, 2025 nucleotides. Its product is annotated as tetraspanin-6-like. The coding region runs from base 431 to 1279 and encodes 282 amino acids. Lineage: Eukaryota; Metazoa; Arthropoda; Insecta; Hymenoptera; Vespidae. The transcript is spliced from 6 exons. Gene Ontology annotation, cellular component: membrane. The record is from RefSeq and is a predicted model, not a curated record.
CUUACGGAGAUCGAUCGAAGGAAAACAAACUCGCAUGACCGAUAAAAAUAUCCAAAGAGUCUAGUACGCUUUUUGUUUUGUCAAGGUAAUAUCUAACGAUAUUAUUAUUAUACGAGAAUUUUUAAUACAAAUAAAUUUAGCUUGAGAAAUAUUCUAUACGGUAAAAAAAAAGAAAAAAGAAAAAAAAUGGUUUAUGGCCCUUACGUACAUAUCGUUUUUAAUAACGUCUUAACAAUAUCUUGUAGUAAAACGCAAGCACCUAAAUAAUCCUAUAUGUCGUAUAUGUAAUAUCCAUCCCGAUGAUUAUCUCUUAAAUUACAGGAGUGAUAUGGGAUAAGAUUAAUCGCUUUAAUAUCAAUUAUAAGAAAAUUUUUAUAUCAAAAAAAGAUCCAAUAAGUAGCCGUGGUGGAAUACUCUAAUCUGUUAUUGAAUGUCGAAGGCUCCGUGGAAUUGUGACUGCGGUCGUUCCGAUCCGAUAAUAUUUAAAAAAAGAAAAAACGAAAGAUUCGCUUGCAAUUGUGGUUGGGAGGGAAAAUUCAUUUACGGUGUUUCCCUCACUUUGGCUAUCUUCGAAAUGAAACGCUUUUUCAUGUUGUUAUUGGAGAUAAUAGCUGAAUGGCAAGUGAUUCGAUUCGCUGGUGGUUUACGUCCUGUUAUUCUCACCUUGCUCGACAUUAUCGUUGGCUUGCCAACAGCUAUGUUAGCUGUUCGUAUUAUACGCAAAUAUAAAAUGCCGCGAUGUUCGAAACCUAAAAAACUAUUUAAAUGCCUUUUGUUCGUAAUAACGAUUUGCGUUCUCCUAAAUAUCAUGACCCUUAUCUCGAUUGGAUAUCACAUUAGCGUAAAACAGGAAACUCUUGUAAAUAUAUUCAACGCUUCUAUGCAUCUUUACAUUAAUAUGGCGUCGUACAAAUAUGCAAUAGAUGAGUUACAACUUGUGUUCCAAUGUUGCGGGCAUACUUCUUACACCGAUUGGUUUCUUUUCGAUUGGCAGAUGGCAGAUUAUGCAUCACGUGAUGAAAUGAUUUAUGAUAAUAGAAUAUCUGAUGAAGAAUUUCGAGAUCGCGGAGUACCAUUUAGUUGCUGUAGUUUACGUUCGAUGACACCAUGCGUACAUGCCGAGAUGAUGGAUAAGGAUAUUAAAAGUAUCAAUGAAAAUGGCUGUGCGGAAGUUAUCAGUCCAGUUAUAAUUAGGAUCGUUGUAAUCGCAUAUGUCAUGACUACCACGUUGAUCGUCACGCAAGCUCUAUUAGCUUUUUUAAUCGCAAGAGUACAUUAACAACAACGAUGCAUCAUCGAUACGACCUAUACGAUUAUUCGAUAUUAUUUUAAGGAUCUAUAUUUCAUUUUUGUAGAUGAUCGAUAGAUUUUCCGAAAGAGUACGAUUUCCUGUUUCUUCUUUAAGCUCAAUGGAUGGAUCUACCUGUUUCCUUACAGAAACAAAUAGCUCGAGUAAAAAGAAAAACGAUCGUUAUAUUACUUCGUCGAUUUACAAAUGUGUACCACGAGAUAAAACAAAGUCUGGACAAAAAGGGAUGAAGAUAAAACGUUUAUCUCUUGUAAAGAACGAUUCUACAAGAAGAAAGAAAAGCCGACAAAAAUCAUUGAAUUCUUCUAUAUCACGAUGUAGUUCUCCUAUUAUAGAAUGCACUAUCGAAAAUUCUGAAGUAGCAAGAAUAAAACCGAGUACUCACGAGGAACAUAGGAUAUCAAGGAAACGUUUGUUGACCAAACGAAUUCGUUGAAUUUGUUAACUUCAUUAUAUGCACUUUCUUAAGGGCGAACAAUGAGAAGAACAAAGAUUCUUUAAGGGAUAGUGACAGAUUAAAAAAGAAGAAGAAUUAAGCGUUAAGAUAGCAAUUAAAAAAUAUUCCGCACAGCACGAAAUAUUAAUAGGAAACGAGGAAAGUAUUUCGUUACGCAUGGAAUGCCGUGGUGUGAAACGUAUGCCAGUAUCCAAAACAAAAUAUUGUUUGUUAUGAUUGGAGGUAAGUUGUCUAAAAGGUGGAAAACAUAAUCGUCGGC